AUGAAACGCGUGGCUAGUUCCGACGUCCCCGGAGUAGACGUGAACAUUGAUAUGCCAGCGCAGCCUCAAAAUGCACAAUCAGCAAAUCUCCUAUCCAGUCUCAAAGCUCCAGUCUCUCCUCCACAAAGGAAGCGGAAAAUACCACCCUCAGAUAUCGUUGAACCUCCUCAUAAGUCUUCAGCUCCAUCCAACAAUGAACACAGCCUUGCCGCCAUAGAGGCAGGUGAAGUCAAGGUUACAGACCAUCUAGAAAUAUUCUCUACGAAACUGCGUCAACAUACUCGCCCGGUCUCGGUAUCUCGAUCGAUACCCCGUCUUCCGAUCAAGAAAUGGGUCGAUUUAUACCAACGCAAUGAUCAUCCCGAAGGACGUCACUUCGUGAUUCACCAGCAUGACCACCCCGUUGCUGGUCCUCACUAUGACCUGCGCCUACAGUUUUCGAAAACAAGCUCUGUGAGCUGGUCAAUCAUGUAUGGGUUACCAGGUGACCCUAAUAGUCAGCGAAUAAACCGGAAUGCAACGGAGACUCGAAUCCAUUGUUUAUGGAACCAUCUCAUCGAGACCGCGUCAGCAAAGACGGGUAGUAUGAUUAUUUGGGAUACGGGAGAAUAUGAAGUCUUGCCGUAUGAUGCAGAUGCGUCUCUGCCGCAAACUGAUGAUUCGGCUUUGGAAGAUUCCGAUGAUGCAAAGUCACCAAGAGACUUGGUUUCUGAUAGUGUCAAACUUCAAGAGGCAUUUCGAAAUCGCAAAAUACGGCUUCGACUUCACGGGACACGUUUGCCACAGGACUACACUGUCAUACUGCGUAUGGAUAAAAGCACAGAUUAUGCAAGACCAAUCCGGAAUGGUCCCAAACGUCGCAGAAGGCCUGUCAAUUAUAUACGGACCACACCAAGGGCACCAUCUACAUCAGAUUCGGAUAUCGAAUAUCCAUCUAUUCGAGCACAUGAACCAACUUCGAAACAACCCGAAAAUGCAAAUGCAAAUGCAAAUGCAGCAACGAAUAAUAAUGAAGUCGAAUUCCAAAUUCGAAUAAACAAUGCCUAUCCCGGGUCCACAAAUACAAUCGGCUCGAUUCAUCAGCGUCGCUGGUAUCUCAGCCUGGACCGACAAAACUCUGGGUUCGAACCACGUCCAUUCAACGAGACUGGGGCACCGACAUCAAAGAAAAGACUUUGGACUCCAAUAGUCAGCCACGAUAGCGUACGCGGGUUUGACUCAUUUUGUGUGCGAGGUCCAGAUGUUGAGCGAAGUGUCGUGACGGGUCGUUUGGCAAAAGAUGUACUUGAUGACGAGAAAGUGGAAGGAUUUGUGCCCAGGCGAGGAUGGAGACCUGUUUUAAACUAG
Molecule: messenger RNA, 1347 nt
Organism: Penicillium odoratum
Lineage: Eukaryota; Fungi; Ascomycota; Eurotiomycetes; Eurotiales; Aspergillaceae
Exons: 3
Coding region: 1-1347 (448 amino acids)
Source: RefSeq, a predicted model, not a curated record